This is a messenger RNA of Paraphaeosphaeria sporulosa, 2465 nucleotides long. RefSeq names its product nucleotide-diphospho-sugar transferase. The coding region runs from base 135 to 2312 and encodes 725 amino acids. The record is from RefSeq and is a predicted model, not a curated record. NCBI's taxonomy places the organism in Eukaryota, Fungi, Ascomycota, Dothideomycetes, Pleosporales, Didymosphaeriaceae. Gene Ontology annotation, molecular function: glycosyltransferase activity. The transcript is spliced from 4 exons. Gene Ontology annotation, cellular component: cytoplasm.
GCCGCUGCGGGGAAAGCUCCCACGCGCCCUCUCCAAGUCACCCGCCCUGUGACCUGGCGCUAUUGAGCCCCUCGAUUGGCACUGUUGAUUGAGAAAACUCGGCACCGCUUGUUUCUUACUGUCUUGUCAUCAACAUGGCGAGACCUUUGGAAGAUGUCUACUGCACGCUCCUCAUGAGCGACUCCUACCUACCAGGAGCCGCAGUUCUUGCACACUCUUUACGCGAUGCCGGCACGGAAAAGAAGCUGGCUGUUCUCGUUACGCUCGAGACGCUGUCCGCCGACACGAUAACCGAGCUCAAGUCGCUAUACGACUACGUGAUCCCCGUGGACCGUAUACGCAACCCAACUCCCGCUAAUCUGUAUCUGAUGGGCCGCCCCGACCUCCUCUAUGCCUUCACCAAGAUUGCCUUAUGGCGGCAGACACGCUUUCGGAAAAUUGUAUACUUGGAUGCAGACGUGGUGGCAUUACGGUCGCUGGACGAGCUUUUUGACAUCGACGCACCCUUCGCCGCGGCCCCAGAUGUCGGAUGGCCGGACGCCUUCAACUCGGGCGUGAUGGUCCUCAAUCCUGACAUGGGCGAAUACUGGGCGCUCCACACCAUGGCCUCCACCGGCGACAGCUUCGACGGCGCCGAUCAGGGCUUGUUGAACCAGUACUUUGAGAACCGUAAUUGGCAUCACUUGAAGUUUACAUACAACACGACCCCGAAUGCUCAGUACCAAUGGGAGCCCGCAUACCGAUACUACAAGCGCGAUAUCAGUGCUGUCCACUUCAUUGGCAAAGACAAGCCUUGGACGGCUGGACGACAUGGCCCGGGCGGGUAUGGCGUCUACAACGAACUGCUGGCUCGAUGGUGGGCUGUUCACGACAGGCAUCUUAAGAAGGAAUCGGCGGCUCCUACAUCUGGGUCGGGCACAGCUUCAGAGUACCCUUCUACAGGUGAGACGAGUACCACCGCUGCUGAUACAACGACCCAGCAUAAUGGUCCCAUUGCCCAUGGUGUAGUUGAGCCAGAAGCCCCUGCUGCGAGCACAGAGAUGCCCUUAUCUGAACCUGGAGAAGCGGUAGAAAAUAUUGAUCAAGGUCUGACAGAGCCGAUUCCGACUUCGCAACAACGCAAGUUCUCGGCACCACACAUGGAGUGGGACGCGACCCGGUUCGAACCACCGGCCACCUCGAAGCCAGAAGCUGCAAACUUCCCAUCCGAGCAGUAUACCUUCAGCGACAGCCAUGAGCUGUUCAAGGCACCCCAAGCCUAUCCAGAGCCUCCCAAGGAUAUGUGGUAUCAGGUGCCAGAAGAAAAGCCCAAGCCAGCGGAGCCACCGAAACCAAUAUUCCCAUGGGAGCAACAGCGUGAUCGACCCAAGCCCACGCGUGUCUUUGCCGAGGACCUUCCACCUCCAGAGCCAACGCCGCUUACGCCGACGAUUACGAUCAGUCCAUCUUCAGCGUUUGGAGCCCCGGGAGCCCAUCCGUUCUCCACAGUGCACUAUGAUGAGGAAGAAACUAUGUCUGAAGAAGUAGUAGCGCCUGGGCCCAACAGCCCUGAACGCGUUUCUUCGCCGAAGACUGCUGACCAACAGUGGCAGGACUUCCAGCAGAGCAGCAUUAAUGCAUGGGACAGCGUCCCUGGAAUAGAAACCUACGUGCGUGCAAUCAUGGACUCGCAGACCCGACGUGGAAAACCGCAAGUCCUGAGUCAAGCGGUAGAACAGGCCAGGUCGCCCGUGACCCGCCAAGAGCGUCGCGAGAGUCUUAUACUCACCGAUUUUCCUUCGGCGGUCGAACGACCGAGUCUGCCCGUCACCCCAGCGCCAGUCGCAAGGCCUACCUUUUGGGGUGAAGAGAGGGAUGAACAAAGGGAGCUACCUCAAGCGGAGGGUGUUCCAGAUCAACCAGAUUGGGUAUGUCCCCAAUGCGGGUUUUCCUCUAUCAGCGCUUCAGACUUUCGUCCCGCUCGUGGACUCCCUGCGUCAUCUAUUCCUAUCGAGACUGCUGAGCCUUCUCCUCGGCCUACUAUUCCGCCGUCCGCUGAAGCUCCAUCAAUUAUGACACAGCCAUCUACAAGGAAAGAAACAGUCCCGAAACCUCAGCCUGAAUUGAUCGCAUCGGAAAAAUCGACUCAUGGCACGACGUCAUCGCCUGCUCCACCCAAGCCCCACCCUAGGAGAGGUGUCAGCUUUCGUGGAGCACCCCUUGUAUCUUUGACAGACCCAGAGCUUCUUGACGCCCAUCCUCACACUCCUGGAUUUGACCCGCCUCCACCCUCUGCAUCUGUUGUUUUCAGUGUUGCUUCAGCAUUGCAUUAAUUACUUGCAUUGAGCGCGCAUAUCGUUACUCAAGAUUUUCGCAUUUGAAAGCUGACACCACCUCGCGUCUAAGAAUCCAGAAGAGAAGCUCGAGCAGCUACGACGGUCCUCGCUUAUCGAAUUCGAGCAUUUGAAGAGUCCCAAUCACCCGAA